Sphaeramia orbicularis (orbiculate cardinalfish) is the source of this 2476-nucleotide messenger RNA. Its product is annotated as interleukin-13 receptor subunit alpha-1-like. The transcript is spliced from 10 exons. Gene Ontology annotation, biological process: cytokine-mediated signaling pathway. Gene Ontology annotation, molecular function: cytokine receptor activity; protein binding. Lineage: Eukaryota; Metazoa; Chordata; Actinopteri; Kurtiformes; Apogonidae. Gene Ontology annotation, cellular component: external side of plasma membrane. The record is from RefSeq and is a predicted model, not a curated record. The coding region runs from base 229 to 1425 and encodes 398 amino acids.
GCACACAGCCUAUUAAGGUGCGUUCACUGACUCUGUUUACUUUACACCACCUUCAAGAAAUAUAUCUUAUCAUAUAUAUAUAGAUAUAUAUACAUUUUCUGACUUUUGUUAGCUGUAUUUGGGACAUUUUUGUUAUUUUUAUUACCAAGAAGAAAGAAAGAAAAAAAAAGGACCUAAGGGAGUUGUUGCGCUUCCAGAAAAUAAACCGCUCAGACAUUUGUGAACAACAUGACUUCAACUUGGGGGUUUUGUUCCGUCUUGUGCGUCGCCAUAAUCCGGUUGUCUCACGGGGAAACAGGUCAUCUUCCCCCACCGACAGAGCUGACAUAUACAUGGCUCGAUUCCCUCACUGUGAACGUGUCGUGGAAGGAGCCCGUUCUGCCAGACGGUUGUGAGAUCGACCACUAUGAAGUCAAAGUACAGGACACAGAAGAAAUAAAAGUACAAGGAUUUCCUGAAUGGACAGGUGAAACACAUUUCCAUGGAGAUUUGCUCACGGAGAAGUCUGAGUCUGCUCAGUGGAUAAGCAGUGUCCGUGCUUUUGGACGUCAGUCCUGCAAAGACUUGAAAAGCACAACAGUGACCAAACCUAUCAAAACCAAGAAGCCUAAAGCUAAAGUGGUGGAAGACUUCAAAUGUUACAUCAACAAGUCCCACCUGGAGUGUUCCUGGAAAGCAGUAAACCCAUCGCAAGAACUGUCGCUCUCCUUUAGACUAUGUGGUCAGCAUAAGGCGCCCAUAAACGAGUGUGAUCGGAUUUACACCAGUGGAGAGAGGACUGUUUGUCACAUAAAAAACAAAAAAGAGAAAUUCGUCCAAGAAGACAUCUGUAUGAUCGCAACUACUGACACUGGAUUAAGCACCUUUAUGAUUAAAUAUGUAUUGCCUUCUCCUAAGAUGAGUAUCUCAGAAGAUGGAUCUAACCUCCUGUUAAAAAUUGAGGAAAGUGAAGUUGCACCAGCACAUUGUUGGAGAUACAAUGUCUGCUACACAGAAUGCAAUACACACAAACCAUGCCAGGAGUCCUCAGAGAACGUUAUAAAGGUGCCAUACGAUAACCACUGCCGCUAUGAGUUCAGAUAUGAAGUCAGAAGUGAUCGAAGUUGUGUAGAAAUGAGAAGUGACUGGAGUGAUGUAGUGACAUAUGGUGACAGUAAUCCUGACAUGAUGAUGACUGUGGUUUUCAUUAUCGUCCCUGUUGUCCUGUCGGCCUGCGUCAUUCUGUCCUGCUACUGCUUCAGGAGGCACAGUCAUAUUAUUUGUCCGACCAUACCCGAUCCUUCAGCGAUAUUCAAGGAAAUGAUGAUGAUGAAUGGAAACAAAGAUGUUAAGCCUAUAACUAGCAUGCUGUAUUCUCCUGAAGAAGAGGAACAGUGUAAAAUUACACUUGUAGCUGAAGACAGUGAUCUUCACCAGAACUCCUGACAUGGACAGAGCUGUGGACUGUGGGCCAGACACAGAAACUUUAAGGAAACAGUGCUGAAAAGCUUAGUUUCACUGCCCUUUUACUGUGGGAAGUCUAAACUCUGGGGCACAGUGGACUCUGUUGGACUGUACUGACUUGACAACAGCACUGGAGGUCGACCAAAAUGAAAUAUUCAGCUGCUGUUGAGUUACUCACUUGCUCAGAUAUGCAUUGUUAUCGCUUGUUGAGGGGAGGGUCAGGAAAUCCCCGUGUCCUGCUGGGCUCUCAAGGACCAGGAAGGCGCUGUGUGUGGCUGUUGGAAAGAAGAAAACAGCUGUAAAUCUGCUGUACAAAGACUUUACAGAAACAAAUAUAUAUAAUAUAUAUAUGUAUGAAGUGUGAAAAGAAGGAACUCAGAGAUGUUCCUCGCCUCGGUACAGCUCUGUUUGUUGGACUGAUAAACACAUACCAGAAAGACUGCUCUGGUGGCAGCUAAAUAUAAUAAAACAGAAACAAUAAGAGGUGAUAAAGGGCAUGCUACGCUUAGAGGAGGUGGAGCUUCUGCAUCUCUAACUCCUGCUUAUUCUUACCAUCCCAGUAAGGAAAAGUUUUUGUCUGUAGUGGUUUGCGUAGACAUAAAUACUACCUCGACAGAAGCUACUGAAUGGGAUGUCAGGGUACUGAAAGAAACAUUAUCUUUUAUGUUAAAUGCCAUGAAGAAGCACUUUGGAUGUUCGGACUUGGAGCUGAUCCUCCCUUUCACUUCAUUUUUGCUCUUUUUUCCCUGUUACUAAUGCAUGUCAAAAAAGGAAAUCCAUUGUGUUGAUGUUGAGAAAAUAUAUCAAACUGCAUGAGAGACGUUGAUCACAUAAAGUCUUGCACAUUUUGGAUGGAAAUAACAGGUAUUCUAAAUCUAAAUCUAACCUUUGUAAUAAGAGAUGUUUGCAAGCUCUUUAUCCAACUUGCAGACAUGAAAAGUGAAAUUGUUAACCACUCAGCAAACAUUAAACUGAUUACAACAUGUUGUGUCUUCUGGCUGCUACACACUUUGCUGCUAAAACAUGAGGAUUU